AACAUCAUUUUCACCCAUUCACAGAGAAAAAAAAAAAAAAAACAUUCGCCAUUUUCGCUCCUUAAAAAAACAUCAUCAAGAACACCGAAAGCACAGAAAGCACAGUAAACGUGUUUGCCAAUGGGAGUUAACAUGUCAAACACACCACCUCACACCAAAGACUUGUUUUCUUCUCCAACUCUCUCUCUUAGCCUAGCUGGGAUUUUCCGGCAUGCCGAGGAGGCGGCGACGACGUCCGGCAUGGUGGUUGACGGCGUUGAGGUCCGGCGAGAGGACACUGUUGAGAUUAGCAGUGACAACUCAGGACCUGUGAGAUCCAGGUCAGAAGAAGAUUUUGAUGGAGAAGGUGCUCAUGAGGAAGACGAUGAUGAGAACAACGAUGAUGGUGAUAGGAGUAAGAAGAGGAAGAGGAAGUAUCACAGACACACCGUUGAACAGAUCAGAGAAAUGGAAGCGCUUUUCAAGGAAUCACCACAUCCUGAUGAAAAGCAGAGGCAACAACUCAGCCAGCAACUUGGCCUUGCUCCAAGGCAAGUCAAGUUUUGGUUCCAAAAUCGUCGAACGCAAAUCAAGGCAAUACAAGAGCGCCAUGAAAACUCAUUGUUGAAGACAGAAUUAGACAAACUGAAGGAAGAAAACAAGGCCAUGCGAGAGAUCAUCAGAAAAUCUUGUUGCCCCAAUUGUGGCAUGGUAACGGCUACCAUAGAUGCUUCCAUGUCCAUUGAAGAAAAGCAACUCCUUAUUGAAAAUGUCAAACUCAAAGCUGAGGUAGAGAAACUCCGAGCAACAUUAGGAAAAUGUUCACCAACGUCUCCUGCAUCUUCUGCUGGUCAUGACGAGGAAGAGAACAGAAGCUCUUUGGACUUUUACAAUGGAGUUUUUGGGCUCGAGAAAUCAAGGAUAAUGGAAAUAGUUAACCGGGCAACUGAAGAGCUCAUAAAGAUGGCAAACAUGGGAGAACCAUUGUGGGUUCGUAGCGUUGAAACAAGUCGUGAAAUACUUAACUAUGAUGAAUAUGUGAAGGAGUUCGCAGUUAAAAAUUCGAGCAGUGAUAAGCCAAAGACAUUCAUCGAAGCCUCGAGAGACUCCGAGGUUGUUUUUAUGGAUCUCCCUCAUCUACUCCAAACCUUUUUAGAUGUGAAUCAGUGGAAGGAAAUGUUUCCAUGCUUGAUAUCAAAGGCUGCCACUGUUGAUGUUAUAUGCAAUGGAGAAGGUUCCAACAGGAAUGGUGCAGUGCAAUUGAUGUUUGCUGAGCUGCAAAUGCUCACUCCAAUGGUGCCCACCAGAGAAGUGUAUUUUGUGAGGUGCUGCAAACAGCUGAGUGAUGAACAGUGGGCAAUAAUUGAUGUAUCUAUAGACAAAGUUGAACACAACAUUGACGCAUCCCUUGAGAAAUGCAGAAAACGCCCAUCUGGUUGCAUUAUUGAGGAUAAGUCAAACGGCCACUGCAAGGUGAUAUGGGUGGAGCACUUGGAGUGCCAGAAGAGCACAAUCCACACAUUGUACCGAACCAUUGUCAACAGUGGUCUAGCUUUUGGGGCAAGGCAUUGGAUAACAACACUACAACUUCAAUGCGAGCGUCUGGUUUUUAACAUGGCAACAAAUGUUCCUACAAAGGAUUCAACUGGUGUUGCAACGUUGGCCGGGAGGAAAAGCAUUUUAAAGUUGGCACAAAGAAUGACAUGGAGUUUCUGCCAUGCAAUUGGUGCAUCGAGUUUCCAUACGUGGACCAAGUUCACGAGUAAAACAGGAGAAGACAUAAGGAUUAGCUCUAGGAAGAACUUGAAUGACCCUGGUGAACCUCUUGGGGUUAUCUUGUCUGCAGUUUCUUCUGUGUGGCUUCCUGUCUCUCCCAAUGCACUGUUUGAUUUCUUGAGGGAUGAAGCUCGUCGAAGUGAGUGGGAUAUGAUGUCCUGUGGUGGGUCAGUGCAGUCUAUUGCAAAUUUAGCUAAAGGAAAAGGCCGAGGCAAUGCUGUAAACAUCCAUAAAAUUGAAUCAACAGAGAACAGUGUGUGGGUACUGCAAGAUAGCUGCACAAGUGGUUAUGAAUCAAUGGUGGCAUAUGCUCUUGUGGAUUUUGCUGGUCUUCAAUCUGUGCUGACAGGAUGUGAUUCAAGCAAUCUUACCAUUUUGCCGUCAGGAUUCUCAAUUCUUCCUGAUGGGGUUGAGGAAAGGCCAUUGGUGAUUAGGUCAAAGCAAGAUGAAAAAGGAACAGAAGGAGGGUCUUUGUUUACAAUGCUACUUCAGAUGCUUGUCAAUGCUUCUCCUACAGCCAAGUUAACUAUGGAGUCUGUGGAAUCUGCCACUAAUCUUGUCUCUUGUACAUUGAGAAAAAUUAGAACAAGUUUACUGUGUGAAGAUGGUUAGCCAAGAUAAACAAAAAAGACAGAGAAAGAAGAUAAUUAGUUAGAUAGAAUCUGAUUAGCUGCUAAAGUUAUCUUUUACAGUAUUGAUGAUUAUUUUGAGUUCCUUUUAAAUUGAUUAA
This is a messenger RNA of Vigna angularis (adzuki bean), 2485 nucleotides long. Its product is annotated as homeobox-leucine zipper protein GLABRA 2. The record is from RefSeq and is a predicted model, not a curated record. The transcript has 11 exons. Bases 121 to 2367 code for a protein of 748 amino acids. Lineage: Eukaryota; Viridiplantae; Streptophyta; Magnoliopsida; Fabales; Fabaceae. Gene Ontology annotation, molecular function: DNA binding; DNA-binding transcription factor activity, RNA polymerase II-specific; lipid binding. Gene Ontology annotation, biological process: regulation of DNA-templated transcription.